ACUACAGUUGCAGUCAUGAAGAUUCUGAUCACCGUGUUGUUGGUCGCCUUCGUGGCAGCAGAGCAGAAGCGCGAGGCUGAGCCUUCAUACGGCCUCCACUACCCCCAUGCCUACCCUUAUGGUGUAGGCCUUGGCAGUGCCUACGGGCUCUACCCGUAUGGCACUCACUCCUUCCUCAGUACCCGCAGCCAUGUCCUUCACAAGCGCGACGCCGAAGCCGACCCUGGCUACCUUUUGGGAGGAGGUCUUGGCCUUGGCAGCCCCUAUGGCUAUGGACUCCCUUAUGGUCUUGGUCAGGGUUAUGGCUAUGGAUAUCCAUUAGGUCACGUCUCCUACCACGCCGCCGGCCACUCUAUCGGCAAGCGUGAGGCUGAACCUGGCUUCGCACCCGGUCUUCUUAGUCAUGGAGCAUCCUACGGCUACACCCCCUCUCUCCUCUAUCCAGGAAUUUCCCAUUCCUACCAAUACAAUCGCGCUUUUACUCCGCUUAUCUACGGAUAGUGAGAAUGUUGUUCUUCAUCUGGAUAUGAUUGAAUGAAAAACAUUGUAUUUAAGAAGUCUGCACAUUGACAUUUUAAUUACAUUAAUAUCUGCAUUUCAUUAAAGUUGCUAUCAAUUACAAGUACAUUCAUUGUCGUAUACUAAAAAUUGAGUUAGACCGAAGCUACAGUAAUAAUACGUGAUAAUGAUGAUAAUUGUUAUCACCAUAAAUAUAUAAAGAGAUAAAUAUAUAUAUAAUUGUUGCUAUAGUGUUACCAUUAAUACUGUAAAGAUAAUAACUAAAAUCAUAAUAAUGACAGUAACAUCACUACUAGUAAAAGCAAAGAAACUAACAAUGAUAAAAGUGAAAAUAAUAUUAGUGGCAGUACUCCUUAAGGAAUAAUGAUAUUAAUACUGACUGAUAAAGAUUAUAUUAUUAAAGGAUAUUAAUAGA
This is a messenger RNA of Penaeus chinensis, 934 nucleotides long. RefSeq names its product prisilkin-39-like. NCBI's taxonomy places the organism in Eukaryota, Metazoa, Arthropoda, Malacostraca, Decapoda, Penaeidae. The record is from RefSeq and is a predicted model, not a curated record. The coding region runs from base 16 to 501 and encodes 161 amino acids. The transcript is spliced from 2 exons.